Messenger RNA from Candida dubliniensis CD36, 333 nucleotides. RefSeq lists its product as uncharacterized. NCBI's taxonomy places the organism in Eukaryota, Fungi, Ascomycota, Pichiomycetes, Serinales, Debaryomycetaceae. Gene Ontology annotation, cellular component: nucleus. The record is from RefSeq and is a predicted model, not a curated record. Gene Ontology annotation, biological process: DNA replication; DNA recombination; DNA repair. Gene Ontology annotation, molecular function: DNA binding. The coding region runs from base 1 to 333 and encodes 110 amino acids. The transcript has a single exon.
AUGGAGGCUUCAAAUAUCAGAAUAGAUGCGACUUUAUUACAAGCCAAUAAAAACAAAAUAGUGAGGGUGAUGGGCAAGUGUGAAUCGUUUGAUCACGGUUCGAGUCAAGCAAUUCUAGUGAGCAACGGAACCAUCAAAUUGGAUUUAUCACAAGUUACAGAUUCACCAUUAGAAAUUAAUAAGAAUUAUGAAAUUAUUGGCAAGGUCAAUGGUAAUGAACUAAAGAUCUAUGUUUACUCUGUCAUAGAGUUGAGCGAUAAUUUGGAUAUAAAUGCUGCUUCAAAGUUGGCUCAAUAUGCUCAGAAAGUACCUGAAUUAUACAUAUAUGACUAA